Messenger RNA from Pseudovirgaria hyperparasitica, 7951 nucleotides. RefSeq names its product polyketide synthase. Gene Ontology annotation, biological process: fatty acid biosynthetic process. The record is from RefSeq and is a predicted model, not a curated record. The transcript has a single exon. Lineage: Eukaryota; Fungi; Ascomycota; Dothideomycetes; Acrospermales; Acrospermaceae. The annotation marks the transcript as partial. Gene Ontology annotation, molecular function: fatty acid synthase activity; phosphopantetheine binding.
GUUGGAAGUAGUGCUUUCCGAAGCGCUCAAAGCGCGUAAAUUUUUUCAACUGGAUCGCUGUUCCCAUGACGCCUCUGCAUCGAAAUGGAAAGGCCGACGUGGAAAUCGCAGAGGCUAGAAGAAGAUUGAGUAGCCGUCCUCAGGCUAUGCCAUUGGUACAACUAUAUGUCAUCAAACAACUCAACCACACGGAGAUCUCUAAAUCCUUGCAACAUUGCAAGCCCUGGGAAUGAGCGCGGCCUCAAUGUACCCUGUACCGGAAUCCUAUCGUGAUUGCUCAGUAGGCCCUGAUAUGCAUCGCUAGUUCGACGAGAAAAGAGUGCACUAUGACUACGCUCGGUGUUAGGCUUCUUAGCCUAGGAGCCAAGAUAUGAACUACCGAUACCGAUAAAUGCUCGUCCGAUGUUGUUUAUAUAUCAAAUUCAUGGUCUGUAUUCAAAGAAGGUAUUCGACGACUAUUUCGCUGUCAUUAUAGCUUGAGAUGGGUGAAUACACCAACCGCAGAACUAUAUCCGAUCAGGAGUAUCAAGUGCUCGUUAACGACUUUAAUGACACGGACGAUGCUUCUUUACUUGGUGGACGGUUGGAUCAGCUGUUUGAAAGUACAGCUACAAGAUUCCUACACAAUACUGCUGUGAUCCACGACACAGUGGGAAUAUCUUAUCAGACCUUGAAUUCCCGUGCCAACCGAUUUGCGCGAUGUCUCUCCAAACGCGGUGUACAGACUGGCGAUAUUGUUGGCCUGGCAGUUUCGCGCUCCAUUGAUCUUGUGGUGGUCAUCCUCGCUGUACUGAAAUUAGGGGGAAGUUACGUUCCUAUCGAUCCUGCGUUGCCCACGAAGCGAAUCAAUCAAAUGGUCGAAGAUGCUGGUCUCGUACUCAUUAUUCUAAGCUACAGGCCAGCUCCUGGUUUCGCAGAUCACACAGACAUAAGCCUGACUACCGACGAAAUAAUCGAUCCUCUAAUUAUCGAUGAUACCAAUCUGGAGAGCCCAAUACAAUGCCGAGAUGUGGCCUAUAUAUUUUAUACUUCCGGCUCUACAGGACGUCCGAAAGGUGUCGAAAUUAGCCACGAAGCCGCUUCGAACUACUUAGGUCCCCUCCAGAAAUACAAACCUGGCUGUAAUGAACAUGAUCGAUUACUCGCUAUCACCACCAUAUCUUUCGAUAUGUCAGCUCUAGAGCUAUUACUACCCUUGUUAUCAGGUGCUACUAUGAUCAUGGCUAACAUGAGCGCGGCCAGAGAUCCACGUGAGAUGAUGAGCUUGAUAAAGGACCAUCAUAUCACUAUAAUGCAAGCGACUCCUGCCACCUGGACCAUGCUCCUGGAAUCUGGAUGGACAAGAACACCUCGCCUCUCAAAGAUCAUUUGUGGAGGUGAACCCCUUCCCCGCCAAUUAGCAGACCGGCUUCUAGGACUGGCUGAUCAUGUUUUCAAUGUCUGGGGUCCAUGUGAGAUUGGAUACGGCAGUGUCGGGGAGGUUGGCGAAGGGGACAUUGUGAUCGGGCAUCCGGUCGCAAAUGGGAAGAUCUACGUUCUUGACGACAGAAUGUGUCCUGUGCCGAUGGAAUGUGAAGGAGAAGCAUACGUUGGUGGUGGCAGCGUGUCAAAUGGCUAUCGAAACAAUCCAGAGCUCACAAGCACUCGAUUUCUCGAAAAUCCUUUCCACGGGGGACCGUUUUUUCGGACAGGUGAUCUGGCUCGCUUCAAUAGUCAUGGGGAACUCCAAAUUAUCGGCCGUAUGGACGGGGUGAUCAAAAUUCGGGGUCAUCGUAUCGACGUUGGCGACGUUGAAGCUGCACUUACCGCCCAUGUGAUGGUUUCUCAAGCUGUUGUCGCUGGCCAUGAUGACCGCCUUGUGGCAUACUGCGUGCUUGCAAAACCUAUGCACGUCAAAGAACCUCUUGAUACUAUUUUACGCCCGUGGGUCAUUGAACACCUACCUGUCUAUAUGAUACCCGACUUCUUCAUACAACUAGAUUCUAUACCUCUCUCUCCCAACGCAAAGAUCGAUCGAAAAGCCCUCCCUGACCCGAUCAACCACUUGGGUCUAACACCAUAUGACGGUGUAUCGAAACCCGUUUCAGACAUGGAAAGCACACUUACAACUAUCUGGGCCGAGGUUCUUGGCUAUAACAGCUUUAGUACGGAAGUGAGUUUCUUUGAUAUCGGGGGUAACUCUGUCCGUCUCGUUCGUGUGCGGAACAUGUUGGAAACCCAACUUUCGCGACAGAUACCCAUUGCAAAGCUAUUUGAGCAUUUCACCAUCAAGUCAUUAGCUACGUACCUCACUAGGGUAGAGGUAACUGAACCCAGCCAACAAUCAUGUGUUUACGAGCUCCGUUCUACUCAUGCUACACAAGAUCUUGCUGUUAUAUCCAUGGCAUGUCGGCUGCCUGGAGGGGUGGACACCCCAGAAGACUUUUGGCAGCUGUUAGAAAGCGGCCAUGAUGCUAUCACUGAAAGCCAAUGUGAUCCCGGCGACUGCAACUCGUAUUGUUACAUGGGCGGCUUUCUUGAAUCUAUCAACUCGCAUGAUCCAGCCUUCUUUGGAAUCUCUCCACUUGAGUCACAAGCUAUGGAUCCAACGCAGCAUCUGGCAUUAGAGCUAGGAUGGGAAAGCUUCGAGAGAGCUGGAUAUACUAAGAAACGCCUUGUCGGAAGUUCCACGGGUGUAUUCAUCGGUGCUAGCAACAGUGCGGUGACAGUUGCAUCACCUCCAGACCUCCAGGGCCACUCUAUCACAGGUUCGGCCUAUGCUAACCUAGCAGGUCGAUUAUCAUUUACUCUAGGACUGCGUGGGCCGUCUCUUACAGUUGAUACCGCUUGCUCCUCUUCUUUAGUGGCUACACAUCUUGCAUGUAAUGCUUUGCGCCAGGGCGAGUGUGACAUGGCACUGGCUGGAGGUGUUAGUUUACUUCCGACUCCAGGAAUCCAGAUCGAGUUCACUAAGUUGGGUGGCUUGUCUCCCGAUGGUCGCUGCAGGGCCUUCUCAGAGGAUGCCAACGGUACCGUGUUCAGUGAAGGUGCUGUUGUCAUAGUGUUGAAACGCCUUUCUGAUGCCCAACGUGAUGGAGACGAGAUCCAUGCCAUAGUGCGAGGGAGUGCUGUGAUGCACGGGGGCUCAAGCGCUAGUUCGACUACUCCCAGUGGGCCAGGACAGGUUUCACUUAUACAGACAGCGUUGGCUAGAGCAAAAUUGGAUAGUAGUGAGAUCGACUACAUUGAGGCUCAUGGUACUGCAACGAAGCUUGGAGAUCCAAUUGAAGCUGCUGCCCUUGGUGAAGUUUUUGGACCAUCCCGCUCUGCCUCCAGGGCUCUCAAAGUCGGUACCUGUAAGUCAGUUUUGGGCCACACACAAGCUGCUGCAGGUCUCGCUGGAUUGCUGAAGGUGAUUCUGGCAAUGCAACACAAUAUUCUACCCAAAACAUUGCAUGUGAACGAACCUACCACAGCAGUGGACUGGGAUAGUGCACAUAUGCAACUAGUCUUAGAAAACACACCGUGGCCGAAAGAUGGUCACGUCCGCCGAGCUGGAGUGAGUGCGUUUGGUAUUGGAGGUACAAAUGCUCAUAUCAUUCUUCAAGAGCCUCCUGAUCUUACCCGAGUAACAAGAACCCGUAUUGAGGCAACAACCGGUGUCACGGAUGUCCCAUUCUUACUUUCCGGUGUUUCUCAGUCAGCCUUGCAAGCGCAGGCCGCCAAAUUGAGAAUGCACAUACAGAAUGGCAAUGAACAUCAUGAAAAUAUCAUGGACACAGCCUACUCUCUAGCAGUGUCUCGUACCCACUUCCACCUGCGCCAUAUUGUUAUGGCAAGUGAUGAAGCUCAGUUGAUACAGAAGCUGGAAUCAGUCAGCCUUAGCACUGAUAAGAUGCGAAAUGUCCAUAAGGAGUUUGGAAACUCCAGACUCGUUAUGCUGUUCUCUGGUCAAGGAAGUCAGAAACUAGGAAUGGGAAAAGAGCUAUACGAGGCCUUCCCGGCUUUCAGAGAUGCUUUCGAUGAGAUCACUGCCAAGUUUAAAGAGAUAGAGCCACCAUUGCCUGAAGUCAUGUGGGCGCACCCAGGGAGCCCAAAUGCUUUGCUACUACAUCGCACUGAUUUCGCUCAACCCGCUAUCUUCACUCUUCAAGUUGCUCUCUGGAGGCUAUGGCAGACGUGGAAUGUAAAGCCUGCUUUUGUACUAGGGCACAGUAUAGGAGAGUUCGCGGCGGCCUAUAUUACAGGAGUCUUCGACUUGGACAACGCCUGUCGACUAGUAAUGAUGCGUGGGCGCCUGAUGCAAGCUCUUCCAGUCGGCCUUGGAAAGAUGGCUGCAGUCGAAGCGACAAGCGACGAGAUGCAAAGGUUAAUCGGAGAUCGAGGACUCAAGGUGGAAGUUGCAGGCUACAACACUCCUAGUCAGAUUGUCAUAUCCGGAGACUGUGAGGACGUAGAUACGAUUACAGCUCACAUGGCAACCCUUGGUCGUAAAACAACAGCACUCGAAACAAGUCACGCGUUUCAUUCGGACCACGUCAACGAUAUGUUAGUGAGUUUCAAAGCUAGUUUAGGAACCAUCAGGUUCAGCACCGAUUCACUCAAGGUUCCGAUGAUCAGUAGCAUGACAGGGCGACUUGUUAUGCCCGGAGAAUUGUCAGGACCCGAGUACUGGAUGAUGCAAGUUCGGCAUCCUGUGAGAUUCAACGAAGCAAUUAAAACGAUGGCAAACAUAGGACCAAGUAUGUUCCUCGAAAUUGGGCCCAGUGCAGUGCUCUGCGGCCUUGGAGCAGAAUGCAUUCCGGAGAACUCUGUCGUCUGGCUACCGUCUAUAAAGCCACACAAGCAUGAAGUCUCUUCCAUUCAAGCUGCUUUAUGCGAACUACACUUGGGCGGUAUUCCAAUUGAAUGGAUCGAAUAUUUCAAGCCUUUCAAUUGUCGAAGGGUUAGACUUCCCACUUACGCCUUCCAAAGGCAGAAAGCCAAGCCUAAACGGAAAUAUGAGUGGGUCAGCGAAAACUCGGUGACAGCAGGUGUCGGCGACUCUGAACAGAACAUAGCGACAAUGAUGUUCGAAGUGGAGUGGCGAAUGCUUCUUGAACGCAAGGUACAUCCUUCGGGCUCGUGGGGUGUUGUCUGCCCAUCUGAGGAGACCGACUGGACGGAAUCAAUCAAAGUAGCUUUGUUGAACACAGCAGUUCAGCUUAUACCUAUUGCUUCAGUGCAGGAGGCUCCGCUGCUAGAUGGAAUUCUCGUCCUUUGGGAUUCGGAUUGUAGUGAUGUUGUUCAAACGGCACAUACCUUCGCUAUAAAGGCUUUGAAUUUGCUGCAGGAGGUUAUUGGUAGCAGGCUGGUUAUGCCUGUAGUAUUCGUUACUCGGCAUGCUAUCAGUGUUUCCGUCGUAGACCAACCUACGGUUAUAGGCGGGGGUACCCUGUGGGGCAUGGUUCGUACAGCAAGGAGUGAGAAUCCUGAUCUGCGGCUCCGUACGAUAGACAUGGACCAAAAAGCAAAUCUGCAAGCCUUCAGUAACGCUCUUAUGAUGCAUGACCAACCUGAAAUCGCUGUCCGCAGAGACCAACUAUUCACACCGCAUCUAGAGCGUAUGCGCACGGCUAUACCACAUAAGUUUCAGCAGCGACCAUUAGUUCGAUCUGAUGGAGUUGUAUUAGUGACAGGAGGUCUUGGUGAUCUGGGAAGCAAAGUAGCUCGUCGUAUAGUACUCUCCCACGGCAUCCGCGACCUGAUAUUGAUAUCACGCACCGGUAUGCGCUCUCCUGGUGCUGAUGCAAUAGUUCACGGCCUUGAAGCGCUUGGAGCCAAAGUCACCGUUCUUGCCAGCGAUAUUGGCAAAUAUGAUACUGUCAAUUGUCUUAUGCCGAUGUUCACUCCAGAGCGCCCACUUCGAGGCAUUGUUCAUGCCGCAGGAGUUGUUGAUUCCGGUAUCAUCUCUUCUCUGACAGCCCAGAAAUGUGUGACGACAUUCGUUCCGAAGGUAGACGGGCUUUGGAACUUACAUGUCUUGACUAAGAAUAUGCCCGAAUUAGAUUUUUUCAUGGUGUUCUCCUCCAUAUCCGGUGUACUGGGUCUUCCUGGACUUGGCAACUAUGCUGCUGCAAAUGCCUUUGCUGAUGGCCUAAUUUGUAUGAGACGCGCUGAAGGUCUACCAGCGACGUCAGUAGCUUACGGCCCAUGGACUGGAGAUGGGAUGGGUACUACACUCGUUUCAACAACCCGCGCUCAUCUCUCGCAGCUGGGACUGGGCUUUAUGGAGCAUCAGACUGGCCUAAGAAUCCUCGAGGAGUGCAUCCGCCAAGGGCGUCCCAAUACCAUUGGUGCGGUACUAGAUUUAGAGCAGCUCAAGAAGUAUCACGAAAGCCAGGAUCAGGGCAAUGUGCCGCCUCUCCUACGUUCAAUUACAGAUAAAAUCGAAGUAACUAAUCCAACCCAAGAUCGUCUCAAUUUACGCCAUUUGUUUGCCAACGCCUCCAACCAGGAGUCCGCCGCGAUAUUAUUGCGCAAGGUUCGGGCAACCGUAGCACUGGCUCUUGGUCAUGAUAACGCAGAGAGCGUUGACCCUGACCGGCCACUCCAAGAACUUGGCAUUGACUCCUUGACCGCAGUCCUGAUACGCAAUCAUUUAGCAACAUUAGUGGAUCUACCAUUGCCACCAAAUAUCGCCCUUCUUCACCCAAGUAUCAAGUCAUUAAACAUGUACCUCUUGUCACAAGUACUUGAGAGCAUCAAAAAUGACAGUUCGAUGACAAGAGACAAUCGCUCUGCGCCUACACCGGCUUCUGCUGCAUCCUCAUAUGCCUCUCAUUCGGCCCCACAGAAUGGAGUACUGGACCCGUGUCUUGCGUACGAGAACGUUGCAGCCAACAGGACAAAUUUGUCCAAAGGUCCUGAAGCGAUAUUCGUUACGGGGGCCACAGGCUUUGUGGGGGCAUUCAUGACAAAUCAGUUCUUGAGAAGAGGCUUGACUGUGUGUGCCCUUGUACGAGCUGGGAGUCACGAAGCAGCUUUGGAACGCAUGACGACAACCCUCAAGAAGUACGAACUAUGGCAGCCUGAGUAUGUGAAUCUGCUCAAGCCCGUUAUCGGGGAUCUAUCUUCACCUCUUUUGGGACUCUCGAAGGAAGAAUUUGACCGCUUAGCUGACCAAGUCGAUGCUAUUUUACAUGCCGGAGCUCUUGUGGACUGGAUGCGUCCAUUCUCUGAAUAUGUGGGCCCCAAUAUCCUCGGCACGCAUGAAGUUCUGCGACUCGCUGCUUCUGGCCGUGGCAAAGCCGUCCAUUUCAUCUCGACCAUUUCCACUUUACCUCUUCACGCAGGCUAUGGCCUUGAUGAAUACCGCGACCGAGAAUAUGGCUACGGGACAUCAAAAUACAUUGCGGAAAAGCUGGUUGUUGCUGCACGCUUCCGUGGAGCCAUGGCAACCACAUAUCGUCUACCACUCGUGUCAGCUACAGCGUGUACUGGUCAUUUUAGAAUGGAUCGUGGUGACUUCCUGCACAACUUGAUCUCUGGAUGUAUAGAGCUCGGGUCUUUUCCAUCUAUAGACGCUGAUCUGUCUAUCGUUUUGCCAGUCGACUAUCUAUGCGCUACUAUUGCCACCAUCAUGCUCGAAGAUAAGCAACGAAACGAAGAGUGUUACGAUUUCGAUAAUCCCGGAGCCCCCACAUUCGACGAAUUCUUCACGAAGUUAGCGAUAGCAAAUGAGUUCAAAAACAUCAAUCCUGUCUCGUUCUCCAAGUGGCUCGGACAAGUCAAUGCGCAUUCGAAGAAUUGUCCAGCUGGUCCGCUGGCUAGAAUUGCGAGUAUUCUGGAUGGUUAUACGGAUGACACUGCUGCUGAACUGUUGAGAGGGGCUCCUAGGGGCAGGCACAUUCUAGGAAAGGAUGAAUACAACCCUCCUCCAUUUGACAGAGAAUAUGUGCACAAGUACGUUGAACGCAUCAAAAUGACAAAG